UCACUUCCUGUAUUUAAAAAUGGUGGACGUGAACGUCGCUGUGGAUGUUUGUUUUGUCGCCGUUGCUGCUCGUUGGUGAGGACCUGCUUCAUUAUGAAGCGCCUUCUGUCUCAGUCAUAGAAGAAGAAGAGUCCUUCUGUCUCCAAUCACUGGGCAUCCUAGGACAGAGCUGGCUCACCUGAGGAGCCCAUCUAACCACUUCCUCUCAGCUGCAUAUCAGCUGCCGCCCCGACAAACUACACCAUAGGAGACUGCUGAUGUUUCCACAGAGUCAAAGAAGUAAAAAGUUUUGACGAUGAGCAGCCGCAGAAGGAAGGCCCCUCCUGUGAGGGUGGACGAAGAAUCCAAAAGGAGGCUGGAAUGGAACAUGCUGGAGGACCGGAAGCAGGAAGCGCUCCAGGCAGACGACGAGACUCCGUCCUCCUCCUACCUUUCAGUGGGCCCUGCUGCCGGCUGCCCUUUCCUCUCUGCAGCCGAAGACGUCGGCGAGGCUGCCGGCGCUCGUUCGCUUCAGUUUCCGGACGAACUUCCGAGCGCGUCCUCGGAUGGCGCCUCUGCUUCCGCCUCUCUGGCGCUCUCUGUGGUCCCGGCUUUGAAGCUGGGCCACGUCUGGAAGGCGCUCCUCGGGGAGUUCAGCGUUAGGCCAGCUCUGCUGCCUUCGGACUACGAGCAGAAAUCUUUUACGUUGCACCGGGUGGGUGAGCAGCUCUGCCUGAGUUACAGCAGCUGUGACGAGAGCUCGGGGCUGCAGUGGAGCCCCGAGGACGACGGCUGUCCUGCCGAGUGCAGCCUCAGCAGGAUCCCAUUCGAGGACCUCAACUGGCUGCAGAAGAGGAGGGUGGUGCAGCUCUGCCACCAGACGAAGGAGCAGGAGCAGGAGAUUAAGGUGGGGAUUUAUUUGCUAGAAACCGGGCUGGGAAAACCAGACUUCCUCAGCGAGGGAAACGCUCGUCUGAAGAAAGCGAAUCAGCUGAUGCAGAAACUAAUGGAAUAUUUCUACGACUUCAUCAUUCCCGAACCUGUAGAGAACGAGGAGGAGGAGGAGUGUGACACGGACCUGGAGAGGCAAAACGUGGAGGAGCUCUAUGAUUACGUGAGGCACCAGCAUCAGAAAAAGAACCAGGAUGUAACGUAUGACGUCCAGGACCAGGUCCUUAUCCCCGUCCUGAGGCCGUAUCAGAGCCAGGCGGUCAACUGGAUGCUGAGGAGAGAGAAAUACAGAAUCGAUGCGCCUAAAGAGCACUCCUUGCAUCUCCUCUGGAGAGAGUUGGUGACUUUAUGUGGCAAGAAGUUGUUCUAUAAUCCUUUUACCGGCUGCUUAAUUCGAGAGUUCCCGCUGGCCGGUAUCGAGUGGCCCGGUGGGAUCCUGGCUGAUGAGAUGGGGCUCGGAAAAACUGUGGAGGUUUUGGCGCUCAUCCUGUUUCAUACUCGGCAGAAUCUGGAGCAGGAGGCCCUCACGUUGCCUGUGGGAAAAUCUGUGAAUUACUUUGUUCCUCCCCGUCCUUUAGAAGAGAAAGCGACACGCGUCAAGUCCGAAGCUCAGCCAAAAACCAAAACAUCCCACCCAACUGUGCGUGUGAUGCUACUAAAUGCUAUAAAGGAAAUGCGAACCGGCAAAGGAGCCUCCAUCAACGCCGUGUUCGCCUACAUCCGGGCCACUUACGGCUACGACCUCGCGAAGAACCGCAAUCACAUCAAGAAGACGCUGGCGAAGCUGAUAAGCGAAGGCAUGGUGGACCGCGUAAAGGGCCGAGGCUUGGCAGGCUCCUUCAGGCUGGGGAAGAACUACAAAGAGACAAAGAAAAUCUUGGCAGCAGCAUCCAAGUCUCUUUUCAAAACUGCAGAGAGCACGCCCAGGAAAACGUUCCAGAGACGAGCAAAAGAGAAAGCAGAGGCAGCGCUGCAACACUCCCUCUCAGACGACCCGAGAGAUCUGAGCCCCGCCUCUGACUGGUGCGAAACGGAAAGAAAGCAAUGGGAGGGAGGUUUGAACGAGGCAGAUGGCGUGAUGGAGUCUUUGCAGACAUCUCGGGGUAAAAAUGAGUCAGACACACAGGACGUUCCCAGGAUGGAUGAUCUGCCUGAAGAAAAAGGGGAAUCCUCACAGACAGAUUCCCAGGAUGAGACGGAAACCCCCACCAGAGCGUCUGUAGUCCCGUUCAACACCCUGGAUUAUCGCUUCGAGUGCAUUUGUGGAGAGCUGGGCGUUAUUGACUACAAGGCGCGUGUGCAGUGUAUGAACUGUCAGCUGUGGCAGCACGCAGACUGCGUAAACUAUAAGGAGGAAAGCCUUACGACAACCCCCUUCUACUGCCCUCACUGCCUGGUUGCUAUGAAGCCAGUGUCCACUGGUGCCACGCUCAUCAUUUCCCCCAGCUCCAUCUGCCACCAGUGGGUGGAAGAGAUCAACCGGCACAUCAGAUCCUCCUCCCUGCGGGUCCUGGUAUACCAGGGGGUGAAGAAGCACGGGUUCAUCCAGCCUCGUAUGCUCGCCGAGCAGGACGUGGUCAUCACCACCUACGACGUGCUUCGCUCCGAGCUCAACUACGUCGACAUUCCUCACAGCAACAGCAAAGACGGCCGGCGCUUCCGCAACCAGAAGCGCUACAUGGCGGUUCCCAGCCCCCUGGUGGCUGUGGAGUGGUGGCGCAUCUGCCUGGACGAGGCCCAGAUGAUCGAGUGUCCCACCGCCAAGGCUGCAGAAAUGGCUCUCCGUCUCGCCUCUGUCAACCGAUGGUGCGUCAGUGGCACUCCCGUCCAAAGAGGCUUAGAAGAUCUGUACGGCCUGAUGCUUUUCCUCGGCGUGGAUCCAUACUGGGUUAAACACUGGUGGGACCGACUGCUUUAUCGCCCUUACCGCCGCGGAAACACGGAGCCUCUCUACCAUGUGAUUGCUCAGAUAUUGUGGCGGUCGGCCAAAAAGGAUGUCAUUGAUCAGAUUCAGAUUCCCCCUCAGACAGAGGAGGUGCACUGGCUUCACUUUUCUCCCGUUGAGGGUCACUUCUACCACCGCCAGCACGAGGUCUGCUCCCAGGAUGCUUUGGUCAAACUCAGGAAAAUCUCCGACUGGAGCCUGAAGCUGGGCAGCCUCGACCGCCGCACCGUCAACACCAUCCUGUACCCCCUGCUGAGGCUGCGCCAGGCCUGCUGCCAUCCGCAGGCGGUGAGGGGGGAGUUCCUGCCCCUGCAGAAAAGCACCAUGACAAUGGAGGAGCUCCUCAAGUCCUUGCAGAAGAAAUGUCGAGUGGAGUGCGAAGAGGCCCACAGGCAGCUGGUGUGCGCACUCAAUGGUUUGGCUGGCAUCCACAUCAUCAGAGGUGAGUUUGUAGAGGCUGUGGAGAUGUAUAGAGAAGUUCUGCGUUCAUCGGAGGAGCACAAAGGCCGGCUGAAAACGGAUUCAUUACAGAGGCUGCAUGCCACCCACAACUUAAUGGAGCUGCUCAGUGCAAAGCAUCCUGGGAUCCCUCCAACGCUCAGAGACGACAGACUCGGCGAAGAGGCCGAGCAGCUGCGGCAGCAUUACAUGACCAAGUAUGACUCGGAGGUGGCCGACGCCCAUCAGGCCCUGCAGCCUGUGCUGCAGAACAUCAAAGAGCUGAAGCGGAAAGUGAACUUGAACUCCCCCUGGUGGUUGGAAGUCAUCCAGAGGACAAGCCGCUGUUCCACUGAUGAAGAUCUGGUGUCCCGUGUGAAGAACGAGCUAACGUCGAGCUACAAGCAGCAGUCCAACAAGCUCUCCAUGGCGGACAAGUUCCGGGAUGCUUGUGGCCUGCAGUUCCUGCUCACCACACAGAUGCAGGACCUGAUGAAGUCACAAAAGACUGUGCGGGAUGCAGUGAAGAGCCUGGAGGGCCCGGCUUCUAAGGAAGUGAUAGAAGAAGCCACCAUUUGCCACCUUAGGCCGAUGCGACUGCCUCUCAAUAACUGUGUGUUUUGUAAAGCAGACGAGCUUUUCACUGAUUAUGAGUCCAAGUUGUUUGCUCACACGGUGAAAGGCCAGACGGCCAUCUUUGAAGAGAUGAUCGAGGAUGAGGAGGGCCUGGUGGACGACCGCCUCCCCACCACCAGCCGCGGCCUGUGGGCGGCCAGCGAGACCGAGCGCACUCUGAAGGCCAUCCUGUCUUUCGCCAAAGCUAAACGCAUGGACCCGGAGAUGGUGGAGGAGGGCAACACUUUCAUGGAGCUGUUUGAGAACUGGAAGAAGGAGUAUAAAGUGUUGCAUGAGUACUGGAUGGUGCUGCGUAAUCAUGUGUCGGCCAUUGAUGAGUUGGGCAUGGCUACUGAACGGCUGCGUGUUCGUCUGCCUGAUGAGCCAAAGCCCAAACUGCUGCACAUUAUCGAACCGCACGAAGUGGAGCAAAACCGAGUGAAACUCCUCAACGACCAGGCCGUGGCCAAGUCUCAACUCCAAAAGAAGCUUGGACAGUUCCUCUAUCUAACUAAUUUGGAAAAGUCACAGGACAAGUCCACAGGAGGGCUGAACCCAGAGCCGUGCCCCAUCUGCGCUCGACCCCUGGGACAGGAGUGGGCUGUGUUGACUUGCGGCCACUGCUUUUGUAACGAGUGCAUCGCCAUCAUCGUGGAGCAGUACAGCGUGGGCUCAAGGCGGCGUGCCAUCAAGUGUGCCAUUUGUAGGCAGACGACUUCCCACACAGAGAUCUCCUACGUAUUCACUACCCAGUCGUCCUGCCACGACCAAGACAUACCCGUCAAGGGAAGCCACUCUACCAAAGUGGAGGCAGUUGUGAGGACAUUAAAGAAGAUUCAGAUGAAUGAUCCCGGAGCCAAGUGUCUUGUCUUUUCAACAUGGCUGAGUGUCCUGGACAUCAUCGCCAAGGCCUUGCUGGACAAUAACUUGGAGUUUUCACAAAUCAAUGGAAUUCAUAAAUUUCAGGAGAACCUUAGUUCCUUCAAGUACGAUGAGAAGAUCAACAUUCUGCUCCUCCCUCUCCACACGGGCUCCAACGGGCUGAAUAUCAUCGAAGCGACCCACGUGUUGCUGGUCGAACCGAUCCUCAACCCAGCCCACGAACUCCAGGCCAUUGGGAGGGUGCACCGGAUUGGCCAAACAAAGCCCACGUUUGUACACAGGUUCCUGAUCAAAUCCACCAUCGAGGAGAGAAUGCAAGCGAUGCUGAAGACAGCGGAAAAGAGUCACACCAGCACAGCCAUGAAGCAUUCUGAGGCUGCCGUCCUGACAGUAGCUGACCUGGCCGAUCUGUUUACCGAGGACACUGAACAUCUGGAGUGAUCCCGCACGGCGACGCACUCCCGAAGGGAGAUCAGCUGCAGGGGAGAGCAAUAACAGUACUUUGAUUUUGCACAUUCCCUUUUUAAAAAAAAAAAAAUAUGUGAGCAUCUUCACGUGUAAAAUGCAUUUCCAUGAAUAUAAUAGUUUUUUUAGCCAAUCACUGACAACAAGUAACAUAUUUGCCAAAUUUAUUUAAUGUCAGACUUUACUGCAAGUCAAUUGUUGUUCUAAAUAGUCUCGACUGUUUUUACCCAUGUUGGAUUGUAACAUUUGACCAGGCUGUACAGCAUUGUUGUUUGUGCCUCUCCGGUAUAUUUACUGUCUGUGCAUUUAUAUACAAUCUCUCUGUAUGGCCACAAUAAAGGCUCGUUCAGGGGAAAAUACAGCAUUCAGGAAAUAAAACUGUCAAUGAAAGAAUG
Messenger RNA from Fundulus heteroclitus (mummichog), 5670 nucleotides. It is a transcript of the gene shprh, whose product is annotated as SNF2 histone linker PHD RING helicase. Gene Ontology annotation, biological process: nucleosome assembly; DNA damage response; protein polyubiquitination. Bases 296 to 5251 code for a protein of 1651 amino acids. The transcript is spliced from 31 exons. Gene Ontology annotation, cellular component: nucleosome; nucleus. Gene Ontology annotation, molecular function: DNA binding; ATP-dependent chromatin remodeler activity; ubiquitin protein ligase activity. The record is from RefSeq and is a predicted model, not a curated record. NCBI's taxonomy places the organism in Eukaryota, Metazoa, Chordata, Actinopteri, Cyprinodontiformes, Fundulidae.